Molecule: messenger RNA, 1750 nt
Organism: Solea senegalensis (Senegalese sole)
Lineage: Eukaryota; Metazoa; Chordata; Actinopteri; Pleuronectiformes; Soleidae
Product: liprin-beta-2-like
Exons: 12
Coding region: 743-1594 (283 amino acids)
Biological process (GO): neuromuscular junction development
Cellular component (GO): presynaptic active zone
Source: RefSeq, a predicted model, not a curated record
AGUAUAGGAUGUCGUCCAAAAUUGGUCAAAAAAGUCAUAGUGUAGAUUUUUUAUCUCAUCUUCUCUUCUUUAACCACAUUUAAAAGAUAUACAACUUCACUUAAUAUACAUUAAUAUACCGUACGUAUACAUAUAUGCAGUUUCUACCUCUUUGCUAACUCCCCAUGUUCGUGAAGUGUUUGUAAAAAUAUCGUCUAACGUGGGUUUUUGAGCAGGUCAGUGUCUUUUUUGUGUGAUCUGAUGUCGUAGUUUGGUCUGCAUGGCGGUGGCUCCUCCUCCCUCUACUAACAGAGUUUAUUACACCUGUGUGUUUCCUCCUGCACUGACCAGGUGUACGGGUUCAUGUCAUGUUUUGGGAUUUUUUAGCGUUUCCUGUGGUCAGUGGUCACCUGUGCUGCCUGGAUGGUUUUUCCCUUCCCUCCCUGGUCGCUGAUAACUGCACGCUGUGGUGUCUUGUUUCAGGAGGAUCGUGUUCCCCACACAUUAACCACUGGACUGGAGACUGAUGUCUGAAUGACCCCUGUCCUCAUGUCGUGCAACAUGUGGAAACAAAUGAAAUGCAAUUAAAAGGUUUUGUGUUUGUGGUUUGUUUUCUUGUUCCCCGCAGGAUUUGUCGCAGGAAGUGAAGCAGCUGAAGAGCAAAGUGGACGCGCUGGAAGGAGAGAAGAGCCGAUAUGAGAGGAAACUGAGAGCAACCAAGCUGUCUGUCUCUUACUCUCUCCAUGUGUGUUACCAGUCGCUCAUGACUCAGCUGUCCAGCCUGAAGCUGACUGUGGAGCACACGCAGCUGGAGAAGCAGCAGUGGGAGGAGCGCUGGCGCGGCGCACAGACGGAAAUCUCAGAUCUGCAGCAGCUCGUCGCCUCCAAAGACGCCGAGAUCGAGUGUUUGCAGACACAGCUGUUGGCCAGAGACGGCUCCGCCAACAACAACGCACAGAGAGAGGAGGUGUAUAUCAAGCAGCUGAUUAACAAAUACCAGGAAUACCAGAGGCUCAAAGCGGGGAUGGAGUCUCUGCUGGCGUCAAAUGAUGAAAAGGACCGUCGUAUCGAGCAGUUGACCAUCCUGCUCGGUCAGUACAGGCAGCUGAGCGAGGUCAUGGCUCUCACACAGGGAAGCAGUGAGGAGGAGCUGAGCAGCAGUUUGAAACUCAGAGCCGUCGCACACAAAGCACAUUCUGAUAUUCUGCCACGCUCAGAGAAGUUUUCUCGAGGACCUCCACUCUUGUUGUCUUCUUCUCCUUAUCAGAGGGAUGUAGACAUAAGCAGCCAAAACUCCAUGGACGUGUCUCUGGCGUCCAUGACAGAUAUGAGCUUCUUUAACGGGUCGUGGCAUCAGCGCAGGCUACUGUCCAGCAGUCUUGAGGAGUUACAGAGUGGAUCUUUAAAAAAGACUGUAGAGAUCCAGGCUGCUGACAGUGAAUCAGAUGUAGGGCCAGAGAAUUGUCACCUGGAGUUGAACAAAUACCAGACUCUUCCUGGGAAACUGAGUAAAAAGAGUGAGCAGAGGAAGCAGCAGCUGAACGGAGACUCUGAAUAUUUGUCUCCUGUUCACGAGCACAGACUGAGUGAGUUUCUGCUGCUCCAUAAUCCUUAAUCUGACUGGAUUGACAGGAUUUUAUCAUGUGGAAGAACAGAAGUGAAUAAUAACACAAACUCACAGAGUGUAAACUUUAACUCUGUCGACUAACUUUGAUCCAACUGCUUUUUUCUUUCUGUUUCCUCCUCUCUUCCCUCCGUUUCCUUUCCUCAC